AUAUACGUUAUCAAACUUUGACACCUAAUUUCUGUUUCAUAUCAAUGGCUGCCGCCUGUUCCUUGUUAUUUUCUUGGUUUUGACGCGUUAAUACUACCAUUCGACUGUGAUAUUCUAUAACAAACACAUUAUUGAUAUGGUUAUUGCUGCUACACCAGUUCCAAGUGACAAUACGUCGUUCGUGGAAGUAAAAUAACAUAAACGCUGUGGAAAUUUCUAAGUAUGGAGGAACCGCAAAUGAAGAGGAAACCAAACGUUAUUGACUGCCACUUGAACAGCUUAAAGACCACCAAAAAACCUCUCAAUGUUGUCAUGAAUGAUAUGACAUCUCAACCAUUAACGCAAGCUUAUGUUGGACACAUAAAAAAUGUAAGGGACAUAUCAAAAGCAGUCUUGCUGUUAAACCAGAAGGUGCCAGUAAAAGAACUUCAGCAUUUAAAAAGAGUCAGGAAACAGGAAGUAGUUAUAUGUCCCACAGAGUAUGUUAAAGAUAUCUCAAUAGAGGAAUAUCUAUGUAAGUGUGAUGAGCGGUUUAAAGAUAUAUUUGGGGCGUUUGAAGUGAAAAAUGUGCCCAAGUUACCGCCGAAGCUUAAGAAACUGUAUGAAGAUACAAAACAGUUCUGGCCGUGUAAUUUUCAUCCAGAUAAAUAUUUGGAGAAGCUGUUUAGUGGGCAGUUUUUUACAGAACAAGAAUUAGAUUUACACAGAAGAUUUAUGGAAGUAGCAUUUUUAGCAGCGAAAUGGUUUGAUGUUCAAAAUGUAGCUGUGGUAGUUGAUCCAACGAUAAAUAGCGUAGUAGCAAUAGGAGAAGAUAACCGAAAAUGUCAUCCAAUGCAGCACGCGGCCAUGUUGGCUAUAGAUAAUGUUGCUAGAACACAAAAUGGCGGCGCGUGGCAGUCUAAAAUGGACGAUGACACUUUUAUUGACGUGAAAUUAUUAGCUUUUCUAAAAGAUUUGGAUGUCAAAUUUGGGCAUAGACGUUUCAAAAGCAAACAGGAAGAUGGUACAGGGCCAUAUUUGUGUACAGGUUAUGAUGUGUAUAUGAUGAAGGAACCUUGUGUAAUGUGCGCUAUGGCGUUGGUUCAUGCUAGAGCGAGGCGGAUAUUCUUUGCUAUAGACAAUGAAGAGGAUGGAGCAUUGAAAUCCAGAGUGAAGUUGCAGACUGUGACGUCUUUGAAUCAUCACUUUGAAGUUUUUACUGGGUUUUUAUAAAAAAUAGUCUGACACACCGCUGCUACACAAGCGUGUACACGAGGGAGUAAAUUGUGCACAAACCAUUCAGAGCUGGGUUUUGACACAGGGAUAAGAGUCGCACGCUAAAACCCAGCACAGUUCUUUGAUGGACUGGAUUCUAUGAACAUAUUUUCAAUGUCUUAAGAUAAAAGAUACAUUGCACUUUAGUGUAAUGUGGUGAGGACUCAAUUCGGCACUCAGACGCUCAUUCAGUCCUUUGUGCGUAAAGUCUUGGCUCCUUACAGAAACUCAGAAGUACCCUGGGCACUUCCAGGCUUUAGACUUCACUGUUCCGAGGAUUUAUGUUGGGAACACACAUUCCAGGACUACUUGGGUCACUCAUUCGUCUGCGCUGAAACAGUGGCAUAAGAGACUGUCUGUCGGACAAGGACACAGAUGUUUCAUAAGAAGACAGGGGUCCUAAAUGUGCUUACAAUUAUUUUGUGAUUAAAUCUGUUGAGAAACUGUUCUGUCGCUUUGUCCGUUCAUUACACUAACAAUUUAUAUUAAUAACUGAAACGGUUAUUUUGAUGUUUUUCUAAUAA
Molecule: messenger RNA, 1778 nt
Organism: Pieris rapae (cabbage white)
Lineage: Eukaryota; Metazoa; Arthropoda; Insecta; Lepidoptera; Pieridae
Product: probable inactive tRNA-specific adenosine deaminase-like protein 3
Exons: 2
Coding region: 223-1212 (329 amino acids)
Cellular component (GO): nucleus; cytoplasm
Molecular function (GO): tRNA-specific adenosine-34 deaminase activity
Source: RefSeq, a predicted model, not a curated record